Molecule: messenger RNA, 297 nt
Organism: [Torrubiella] hemipterigena
Lineage: Eukaryota; Fungi; Ascomycota; Sordariomycetes; Hypocreales; Clavicipitaceae
Source: the annotation of a GenBank genome assembly
AUGUCUAACCAGGACUACUACCAGCAGGGCGGCUACCCUCAGCAACACCCGCAGGGCGGUUACCCCCAGCAGGGUGGCUACCCCCAGCAGCCCCAGCCCUCUUACGGCGCUCCCCAGGGCCACUACCAGCAGCCUCCUCCCAUGCAGUACCAGCAGGCCCCUCCUCCCCAGCAGGAGCGCGGCUCGCGCGGCGGCUCCAACAACUGCCUCAUGGCCUGCUUGGCCACGCUGUGCUGUUGCUGCGUUGUCGAGGAGUCUUGCGAGUGCUGCCUCGAGUGCUGCGAAUGCCUCUGCUAA